GAGGCUGGCUGCAAAAGCAGAGGGCUCCCCAUUAAGCCCCAUGUCAAAACGGCCGACUGUACAACUUUUUGGUAUCAUGAGCUCACUGCUGUAUUCUUACACGCUGCAGGGGGCAUACAUAUUUUGAAACUCUUCCAUCUAGAUUAUAUUACAGCUGGGAGAUCUGCAUGGUUAAAGAUCACUUCCCUGUUUCAGAAAUGGGCCCAGCCAAACUGCUCGAUGACAGACAGCGUGUCUUCAUCAUCCUCAUCACCACGUUGGCCCUGCUGCGCUCUAGCCGGGCCUUACCGAGGACAGACCCUCCUUUGAGUCCAGACAAGCCCUUCCUCUUCAUGUGGAACGCCCCGACUGAGCUGUGUGAAAUCCGCUUCGGCAUGCCGCUCGACCUUUCCUACUUCCACUACGUCAGCAGCACUCUGAAGACCGCAACAGACCAGAGCAUCUCCAUAUUCUACACGGACCGCUUCGGCAUCUUCCCGUAUGUGGACGAAGACACCGGUGAGGUGUACGAGGAAGGCCUGCCUCAGCUGGUCGACCUGGAGGAGCACAACGAAGAGGCCGAGGACGACAUCAGGUUCUACAUCCCUCAGGAUGGGACGGGCCUGGCUGUGCUGGAUUUCGAGGAGUGGAGGCCACAGUGGGUCAGGAACUGGGGCAGCAAAGACAUCUACAGACAGAUCUCCAUCGAAACAGUCCAGAAGAAGAACCCGUCUCUGUCCGAGGAACAGGUCGAGCAACGUGCAAAGAUGGUGUUCGAGAUCAAAGCUCGGCAGUAUUUUCUCAAAUCGCUCCGUAUCGGGAAGAGGCUGAGGCCCAAAAGACUCUGGGGUUACUACCUGUACCCCGACUGCUACAACUACGACUAUAAUCAGGACAUGCUCGGCUUCACCGGAGAGUGUCCCGCCCUCGAACAGACCAGGAAUGAUCAGCUGAAGUGGCUGUGGAACGAGUCCACAGCUCUGUUUCCAUCGAUUUACCUGGAGCUGGUGCUGAGAGACUCCCUGCAGGCCCGGCUGUUCGUCCGCCACCGCAUCCAGGAGGCCAUGAGGGUGUCAUCACUCUCAGAUAGCUCCUACUCCACCCCCGUGUACGCCUACAUCCGCCCUGUGUACAAAGACAGCGUCGAUGACUACAUGUCAGAGUUUGAUCUGGUGAACACCAUCGGGGAAGCUGCAGCUCUUGGUGCCGCAGGAGUCGUUUCCUGGGGGGACAUGAACGUCACAGACACAGAGGACUCCUGCUUCGAUGCUCGAAGCCACCUGGAGCACAUCAUGAACCCGUACAUCCUGAACGUCUCCACGGCCACACUGCUCUGCAGCAGAGCGCUGUGUCAGAGCCGAGGUCGCUGCGUGAGGAAGCGCUGGGACGAUGACGUCUACCUUCACCUUGACCCGCGUCGCUUCAGGAUCCAGCGGCAGCGUCGAGGCGGCCCGCUGACCGUGAGCGGCGGCCUCUCGCAGGACGACAUCAACACGUUCGACCGCAGCUUUGACUGCAUGUGUUACAGCCGGGAGCCGUGCAGGUCGGUCCUGACCAUCAACCUGCUCCCUGGGGCCGUCUCCAAGCCGGGGAAUCGAGGUGCUGACAGGCCACGCCCCCUCCUGCUGCUGGUUUUACUGAUCUGUCUGAAGUUUGUCAUCAUGGGAAUAUAAAGUCCAGGACUGGAGGAGAACGACUUCAGGAUUCAUGUGUUUGUUACUUUUCUUUUGUGUUUUUUUUAGACUGCUCAUGUCUGAAUUUAAAAAAAGACAUUUAAAAAUCUUAAUUCUGUCAAA
Molecule: messenger RNA, 1775 nt
Organism: Notolabrus celidotus (New Zealand spotty)
Lineage: Eukaryota; Metazoa; Chordata; Actinopteri; Labriformes; Labridae
Product: hyaluronidase PH-20-like
Exons: 4
Coding region: 168-1652 (494 amino acids)
Biological process (GO): hyaluronan catabolic process; carbohydrate metabolic process
Cellular component (GO): acrosomal vesicle
Molecular function (GO): hyalurononglucosaminidase activity
Source: RefSeq, a predicted model, not a curated record